This is a messenger RNA of Folsomia candida, 5048 nucleotides long. RefSeq names its product glutamyl aminopeptidase. Gene Ontology annotation, biological process: proteolysis; peptide catabolic process. Gene Ontology annotation, cellular component: cytoplasm. Lineage: Eukaryota; Metazoa; Arthropoda; Collembola; Entomobryomorpha; Isotomidae. The record is from RefSeq and is a predicted model, not a curated record. Gene Ontology annotation, molecular function: peptide binding; zinc ion binding; metalloaminopeptidase activity. The coding region runs from base 2066 to 4873 and encodes 935 amino acids. The transcript is spliced from 17 exons.
AUACAAAGCUGUAUUGAUUUAUGCAUUGGAGCAUAGAUUGUAUUCGCAGAGUACAAAUGUUACAAGUGUUAGAUCUUUUUGUAUGUAAAAUAUAUAAGAAAGGAUAAAGUGCAGCUCUCUUUUAUUUAGACGUUUAUAUGUAUUCACAAAUAGGUUUUACUGGUCGUAAGCGAAAUUAAAGGCCAGGGCCACCUAUAAUCGUUCUCCUUCUCAUCCCGUGAGUGCCAAGGCUAAUAAUGAAAUAAACUAUUGACCUUAACCUCGAAAUAAGACCCGGAUUUCUUUAAGGGGUCGAUACGCCCACUUUCAAUGCUGGGUUUCGUGGAUACUAAAUAUCUGAGGACAGUACUCCUACUGUGUAGUAAAUAAUAAAUAAGUUACUUCUGUAAAUGUCAACAACUAAAGUAAAAAGUUCUCUUUAAUGCUUUUUCAUUCACAUUCAUUUGCACUAAAUGAUUCUAAUUGUAUUGUAAGUGACAUAAGACAAACUCCAUUCAAUACACAUUAAAACAAUGCAUACUAAAUAUAGGCUGCCAGUUAAGUUUUCAACCUCACUAUGUAUGAAUAAGGCUCGUUUUAGUAAUUACAUUGGGGGUAUUCAUGAUUCCUUUGUAAUCUUAGUAUUCUUCGUAUCGUAAAAUAAGUUACGAGGGUUACGAGAUUUUUUAAGCGUUGUAGAAUUUGGUCAUUAAAAAUCGCGUUACUAAGCUUACCAUUUUUACGAAACUUCACCCCUUCUUUUUUCUUCACAAACUAUUUUAUGAUACUAAGGACACAAUUAUGAAUACCCUGAUUGAGUGUAUUCAUAUCCUGUUUACAACGUACAUUUAUCACGUCAUUGGGAUAUCCGAUAGUGAUGAUAUUUAAUACUAUGCGACGAGAAAUGAGACGAGGGAAAUAAUUCGGACAAGAGAAAUUUGACUAUAGUCGAGCCUCAAAUUGUAGGUUGUCAAACUUAUGUAGAAUUGAAUUGAACACCAGAUUAGAAAGUGAGAUAGAUAAACACAGCGACAACAAUUCAGUCCAACUAAUUAACCCUCGCUCAUAUUGAGUUAUGUACAUACAUAUAUUCUAACAAUAGAACGUGAUUUUAAAAUAAAUAAAACUUGCGACCACAGGUGACCAUGAAGGUAAGUUGUUAUGUAGCUUUAUACCAAAUUUAUUCACUAGCUGGAAUGUUAUUGUUCUGCCGCACACGGACUAGACUGACGCUGCCGGUGGUGAAUAGGGGGCGACGAAAUGAAAUAUCUAAUCAAUCCAUCAAUCUGCGGGCAUGUCUAUACAAAAAUAGAAACAACAAUUCCAUUCUGUCAAUCCGUAGCGUGCCCCGGAUGGAAUAGAACUGCUUCGCAUUUUGCUCUUUUUUUAGGGCCGGUCAGUCGUUGUAUCGCCACGUCGCAUCUUUUUUUAUAGGACAAGUGGUGCAAUGGUGUGGUCGUGCCGAGUGUGUGUAUUUAUAUACGUACCCAAGUUGUUUGGUUGGUGUUGUUAGUGACCGAGAUUAAAUUGGAAUUAAGCGAAUUGAAUUUAUACGAGGAAUAGUAGUUAUGUAGCCGUUUGUGCGAGCCAGUGAACAAUAAUAAGCGAGUUCUAUGCAUAUGAGGAUCAUUAUCUUCAUUUCAUCCAUCGAAAUAAUUUAUUAAUUGAACAGAUUGCUGUUACUUAUUUCAUGUACAUAUUUUUACCCACACCAACCACACCAAACCAGUUGGGAACAACGACAACGGGGAUGCGAUGAGAUGAUGAUAACCCAUUAUGCAUUCACACAGUGUCAUUUCAUUAUUAUUGCAGACAGAAUGACAGCGAGUCAAGCAGAAUCAAGACAAUAAUCAAGAGUGCAUAAAAUAUGUAGUCUUGCAGUCCGGUGGGCACGAAUCUUGAGAGGAUAAUUUUUCCAAGUAAAAUAUUAGCACACAAUAGUACAAAAAUUGCAUUGCAAAUUCUGAUAUUCGUACAAUGUGUCGUUAAGCACAAGAUUUAGUACAAUUACAAUAGUGCAUUUGUAAGCAGUAGGAAAAGUGAUAUUUUUGUUAACUACGACCUAGCAGACCCUCCUGGAUUGGGUAUGGGCUUGAAGCCGUGCACAUCACUGGUUCUCGGCGUCAUGGGUGUGGCUGUUCUUCUGGCAUUGGGAUGCCUGGGCUACUUUGGCAUCGUGAGGACAAGUGGAGAAUCGUACACUCCGACGGGGUGUACCAUUCCUGAGGAAAAAUGCGAAAUUCGUCUCAGCCCAAAAGUUCACCCUAGCCAUUAUGAAAUUUAUCUAUUUCCAAGCUUCGAAUAUGGAAAUUUCACUGGAAAUGUAUCCAUCAGCUUAACGCUUCUUGACACAAUGGAUCAUAUUCGACUUCACGUGAAAUAUCUUGACGUGUCUGAAACUAAGCUAACCUUUACAACCAAUCAGACAACUUUUUCUGUUACGACCUAUGAAUACCCGCUCCUGGAUUACUGGGUGAUAAAACCAAACUCUGAAGGGGUCACUUUUCCACGAGGGGAGUAUGAGCUAAGUAUGUCGUUCGGGGGUAGUCUCACCCGUGACAUUACUGGUCUUUACCGUUCCUCAUAUUCUGAUCCACGGGACAACAAAACAAAGUACGUCGUAUCCAGUAAAUUUCAACCCACCGCAGCUCGUAGAGCAUUUCCAUGCUUUGACGAACCUUCAAUCAAAUCCACAUUUUCUGUCACUUUGGUGAAGCCGUAUAAUUUUACCGCGAUAAGUAACAUGCCAAUAGCGACGGAACAGUCGGACACACCCUCGGCAGGGUUAACCACGGUACGUUUCGCCAAAUCCGUUCCAAUGGUGACAUAUCUCGUCGCCUUCACCGUGGGCGAUCUUGCCUUUAUCGAAAGGAGAAGCAAGCGGGGCGUCCCUGUCCGAAUUUACACCACGCCGUUCCAAAUCAAGAGUGGAGAGUACGCUUCCAGCAUCACUGCGGACAUUCUAGAUUUUUUUGAAGACUAUUUCGGAAUUCCGUACCCUCUUCCUAAAUUGGAUGUUGUCGGAAUCCCUGACUUUGUCUCCGGGGCGAUGGAGCACUGGGGAAUGGUGUCGUUUAGAGAGUCAAACCUUCUGUAUCAACCCGGUGUUGGGUCAGCAGCCAACAAGCAAAGGGUCGCUACAGUGAUUGGACACGAAUUGGCUCACAUGUGGUUUGGAAAUUUGAUGACACUGAAGUGGUGGAGUGACCUUUGGCUUAAUGAAGGCUUUGCGUCGUACAUGGAGUACAAAGGCGUGGCGGUGGUACAUCCUGAGUGGGAAAUUGAAGCUCAGUUUGUGGCAGAAGAUUUGAUACCUAUUCUGAGUGUGGAUGGACAAAUCAGCUCACAUCCCAUCGUCCAAGACGUGAAGCAUCCCAACCAAAUUACAGAGCUAUUUGAUCGUAUUUCCUACUCCAAGGGAGCCUCGGUUAUCCGAAUGUUGGAAAAUUUUAUGGGGCUCUCUCGAUUUCGAAAAGGAGUAUCCAACUUUCUGCAAAAGUAUUCCUAUGCAAAUGCAGAAACGAUGGACUUGUGGUCGUAUCUUCAAAAAGAGGUUGAUCGGUCCAACCCAGCAAACAUAUCUCUGGUAAUGGACACUUGGACGGGACAGAUGGGUUACCCUGUGCUCAUAUUGAACAAAAGUGAGGACGGGAGAGCUUGGAUGGUAAGCCAACAACGUUUCUUAGACAAUCGUGAUGCUGUCCAGCAAGGUACCCACAGCGAAAGUCCGUUUCAUUAUCGAUGGGAAAUUCCAAUAGAGUUGGAGUGGACGAUAAAUUCUAAAAGUACGGAAAAAAUGAUUUGGAUGCGACACGACGAGGGUUCAGUGACCCUUCCUUUGGAUGCUUCCUUGCCAUGGGUAAAACUCAACCGAGGUCAGUUUGGCUACUUUCGCGUCCUUUAUCCGCCACCCAGUUACCAAACUCUGAAGGAAACGCUGCUCGCUAAUUUCGAUCCACGAGAAAGAUGCGGUGCAGUGGAUGAUGCAUUCUCAUUAUCAUACGCCUACUAUCUCGAGUACAAAUUUACCCUGGACUUUUCUCAAUAUCUUAAAAUGGAGAAUCAUUAUAUUCCUUGGAGCUGUGCACGUGAACAUUUUUUCACUCUUGGCAGACUUAUCAAAUCGAUUGACUCUGAUACGAGUUCUCUCUUUCAGAAAUAUAUACUCGCUCUGGUAUCGAACAUGUACCACAAGUUAGACUGGAGCGACACUGAAAGCGAUAACCACUUGGACAGAUUAUUGAAACCUCUCAUAUUUUCCCUCGCCUGUGAAAAUGGUCACCGACCUUGCCUUGAGCGUGCGAAGGAGUUGUUCUCACGAUGGAUUGCAGAUCCAAAAUCUCCAUCUACUCAAGUCCCUUCAGGUCUUCGAGAUGUCGUCUACAAAUGGGGAAUGUAUCAGUCCGACCUUGCUGAUUGGGACCGCCUUCUUAACAUAUAUGGGAACGAGCCUGACCCACAAGAAAGUAUACGACAGCUUCGUGCAUUAGCCAACGUUCAGGAUGCUUCCAUUCUUAAAAAUUUUCUCGAACUAUCUAAAAACGAGACCCUCGUGCGACGGCAGGACUACUUCCACGUGAUAAAAUAUUAUAGUGGAAACCCAAUUGCUAAUCCAAUCGUUUGGGACUUUUACAGGAAUCAGUACGACUACUUAGUGAACAGAUUUUCCUUAAAUGAUCGGACAUUUGGACGUGCCAUUACAGCCAUCAGCUACAGUUAUGCGACACAAGAUAAACUUAAAGAGGUGGAAGACUUCUUUGCCAAGCACCCUGAGGGAGGAGCAGGUACUCGCGCCAGGGAAGCAGCCUUGGAGAACGUACGCAAUAAUUUGGCGUGGGCAAAGAAGAAUGCCAACGGAAUACGAGAAUGGCUUCUACAAACACAUUUUUCUUAACGGUAACAUUUGUGUUAUUCAAUAGAGGUCUACGCCUUAUUCAAGUAAUUAGUUAUAGUGUUUUGUAUGUACAAUAUCUGAAAUUAGCUUCACCGAGAGAACAACAUAUUACAUUUGUGAUUACUUAUUGUCCUAAAUUGACUCUGCAUAAAUUUCCCUUUGUUCAUUAUCUCAA